This is a messenger RNA of Drosophila guanche, 1997 nucleotides long. RefSeq lists its product as uncharacterized. The record is from RefSeq and is a predicted model, not a curated record. The transcript has a single exon. The coding region runs from base 25 to 1947 and encodes 640 amino acids. Lineage: Eukaryota; Metazoa; Arthropoda; Insecta; Diptera; Drosophilidae.
ACUAAAGUUGAAAUUGUAUGAAAAAUGUUCUGGCCAGAUGAGAAAUCUUUCCGAAAAAUGGGUUUGGCGGUGAUCCUGUCAUGCCUGGCUCUGUACGCAUACGUGUGCACGGACAUGGACAUUGGACCCAAAAUCGAAAAUGCGUACUUUGUGAACAACGCGGGCUGCAAAAUGAUUGCCAUGGAUGUGAUGAACCCAGAGAUUGAGAGCUACGUCGCAAAGUCUUCGACCAGGUAUGGAUGCAGGCAAGCUAAAUGGUUUACAAAGAAUGUUUUCAAUGGAAGCUGGCACCUGGAGCUGAUACGCGGCAUCGAUCAGAUCCUUAUUGACAAUAAUCUUGACAAUGAGAAAGACAUUAAAUGCUAUUUUGAUCGAUAUACAUGCAUAAGUGACUGGAACAUAACCCGCUACAAAAGAUUUAAAUCGCACUUGGUGCCUCCAUAUCGCUGGAACGUGCGAAAUGCUGUGUACCUGCGUGUUUCGUGCCACCAUUUCCAGAAAUUACUACAUGAAGAUGUGCAUUUUUUCAUCCAGCCUCCGCCGGAGAAAUUAUUGGAACACUCAAGAAUCCUGGAGAAAUGGCACAAAGCAAAUGAAACUGAGUUGGACGAACCUCUGAUUUCUGUCAUGAUCCUUGGUUUGGAUAGUGUUUCCCAUCUGAACUUUCUGCGCCAAAUGCCACGUACUGCUUACUAUUUACGCAACGUCAUGUCCCAUGUGGAAUUUUGGGGCUACAACAAGGUCGGAUUGAAUACCUUUCCGAAUCUGAUUGCCAUGUUGACUGGGGAGAGUGCAAAAGAGAAUGAAAAGUAUUGGAAGAAGAUUCGGCGCAUGGACGAUUGCCCUGUGAUUUGGAAGGACUUUAAGCAGGCUGGCUAUAAUACAACAUUGGGUGAAGAUUAUCCUGGUGCAAGUCUUUUCAAUUAUUUGAAGCCCGGCUUUGGCUCAAAGCCCACGGACUACUAUCUACGUCCGGCCCAGAAACUCAUGAAUAGAAUGGGUGGCACCCGUAGUGACACAACAUGCUCCGGUGGACGCUUACUUACGGAUAUAUUGCUGGAAAUGGUGGAUAACAUUCUUCCCCAUAUGCAAAGGUAUCCAUUCUUCUCUUUGUACUGGUGGUCCCAGGGCAUUCAUGAGUACUUCAACUUUGCUUCGACGAUCGAUCAGCGUUUUGUGGGACUACUGAGGCAUUUGGAGGAUACGGGUAUCACCAACAAUACCUUCAUAUUCUUCAUGUCCGACCAUGGUUCGCGAUGGGGAUCAUUUCGUAGAACCUUUCAGGGUAUGCUGGAGGACAAUCAACCCAUGCUGUUCACGCUCUACCCCAAGUGGAUGAAGGAACGCUAUCCACUGGCCAUUAAGAAUCUAGAGAGCAACAGCCACAGUCUGAUUACGACAUACGAUAUGUACGAGACCAUGAAGGAUCUUCUCCAUCUGGAUUCAUUGCGGGAUAAUCGUUUGAAGCAGAAGUCAAGUCUCCUAUGGAAGCUACGCGGGUCUGAGACACCUCGUGGCGUCAGCCUCUUCCUGCCAGUUCCUUCGUGGCGCACUUGCAACACUUCCAACGUUCCCGUUGCGUUUUGUCUGUGCCAAAAACUGACUCCCCUUCAAUUGGAUGAUCCUACGGUCGCACUUGUGGCACGCGCAGCUCUACUAUCGAUCAAUCAGCUUCUGGAACCCUUUCCCAUGUGUCUUCAGCUGGAGCUCAAGGCUGUGGUCAGCGCGUUCUCUUCGGUGCCGCAUGUGACCCACAGACAUGACAAGAGAGACUUCACCGUGCGCUUUCAAACGAUUCCAGGCGAUGCUUACUUUGAGGCCACAUCAAGACUGACGGAUGGGGUCUUGCACCAGGCAGGAGAGAUCAUUCGUAUUAUGCAGCGUAACAACAACAGCAACUGUAUUAGCGAGCUUCAGUUGGAACCCUUUUGCUAUUGUGCAGUGUAGCAUCGAGAACAAAUUGAAUAUUUAAAGAGAAUAAAGGUUAAAAAUGCGUA